This is a messenger RNA of Ilex paraguariensis (yerba mate), 3177 nucleotides long. The record is from the annotation of a GenBank genome assembly. NCBI's taxonomy places the organism in Eukaryota, Viridiplantae, Streptophyta, Magnoliopsida, Aquifoliales, Aquifoliaceae.
GAGUUUUCUCACUCCUAAACCUCAGGCAGAGACCAGCUGAAACGAACUUAAGCUCCUAUUUGGCGCGAAUUACCAUUCCAAAGGUCCCAUUUCCACAGAGAGAGAGAGAGAGAGAGAGAGAGAGAGAGAGAGCUGAGAGAGUUUCUAACAAUGGCGGAUACAUCGCUUGAGCCAUCCAGCUUCUGGACUCAGGCAAACGCUUUGCUCAGAAAGAAUUUGACUUUUCAGAGACGGAAUAUGAGGACAAAUGUUCGACUCAUCUUGUUCCCAUUCAUACUCAUUUUGUUACUUGUUAACAUCCAAACUUUGGUCAACAGAGAAUUGGAUAAACCAUCAAACAGGUGUGGCUGCACUUGUGUUGAAAAUAAUGCGAAUGGUGGUUGUACUAGGAGAGUUUGUGGGAUUGAAUACUCAACUUUGGACCAAGGCACCACCUGCCCCAUUCCUAGCCCACCAGAAUGGCCUCCCUUGUUGCAAAUACCUGCUCCACAAUAUCGUGCAGUGAGGACUGAUUUCUUAUCAGAUGCAGACUUUCCUGAUGGAUCAUGCAAGAAUACAGGGUCCUGUCCAGCAACUGUACUUCUGACUGGGAUUAAUCAAACUCUUGGACUAGGUGUGGCUGGAAAUAUGUUCUCAAGUUCAUCCACUCUGAAUUCCUCUGAUAUUUUGUACAGUUUAGCCAAUAAUGGCUUGGGGUCAGCAUCAAAGACUGAGUUAACCAAUUUUCUUGAGCCGGCUUUCUUUUCGAACGAGCCAGUCUAUGAUCUUCAACCCCAGUGUGCUGCAAACUCAGGGUUUACUUUUCCCCUUCAACUCGGUUCCACAGAAGUACAGCAGGAGGCAAGAUGUGUUCAAGGUUUGCAUUUGUGGCGCAAUAGUUCUACUGACAUUAAUGAUGAGCUAUUUAAGGGUUAUAGGAAGGGGAAUUCAGAGAGGCAGAUUAAUGAGAUAAUAGCAGCUUAUGAUUUCUUGAACUCAAACGGGAGUAGUUAUAACGUCAGCAUAUGGUACAAUUCUACAUACAAGAACGACACGGGUAAUGCUCCUCUCGCACUGAUGCGGAUUCCUCGCUCUGUGAAUUUGGUGUCAAAUGCCUACCUCCAGUUUUUGCUUGGGCCUGCUACAAAAAUGCUUUUUGAAUUUGUCAAGGAAAUGCCCAAGCCAGCAACACAAGUCAAGCUGGAUUUUUCUUCUCUUCUUGGACCACUCUUUUUUACAUGGGUCAUAAUACAACUAUUUCCUGUUGUGUUGGCAUCUCUGGUUUAUGAGAAGCAACAGAAUCUGAGAAUUAUGAUGAAAAUGCAUGGGCUUGGCGAUGGCCCUUAUUGGAUGAUUUCUUAUGCUUAUUUUCUUGUCGUAUCCUCAAUAUACAUGUUUGGUUUUGUGUUAUUUGGCUCAAUUGUAGGGAUAAAAUUUUUCACGUUGAAUGAUUACAGCAUCCAGUUUGUGUUUUAUUUCAUCUACAUAAACUUACAAAUCGCAGUGGCCUUUCUGGCUGCUGCAUUUUUCUCCAAUGUGAAGACUGCUACAGUGUUGGGGUACAUAUUGGUCUUUGGAACUGGGCUCUUGGGAGGCUUUCUUUUCCAGUUCUUUCUUCAAGAUACAUCCUUCCCAAAGGCUUGGAUUAUUGUUAUGGAGUUAUACCCUGGAUUUUCUCUUUAUCGUGGAUUAUAUGAGUUGGGAGAUUAUUCUUUCACGGGAAACGCUAUUGGAACUGAUGGAAUGCGAUGGAAAAACCUAAGUGAUAGCACUAAUGGGAUGAGAGAGAUCUUAAUCAUCAUGUUUGUGGAAUGGUUGCUGGUUGUUAUUGUUGCAUAUUAUGUAGACCAAGUUGUAUCAUCAGGAAAAGGAUAUCUAUUUUUCUUGGAAAACUUCAGAAGAAAACCUUCAUCGUCUUUCCGGAGACCUAGUUUGCGGAGGCAGGAAUCAAAAGUGUUUGUACAGAUGGAGAAACCUGAUGUUGCCCAAGAGAGAGAGAAGGUUGAACAGUUGCUACUUGAACCAAGCGCAAGUGAAGCCAUUCUCUGUGAUGACCUCAAAAAGGUAUAUCCUGGGAGGGACGGGAACCCAGAGAAAUUUGCAGUUAGAGGGUUGUCACUUGCUUUGUCUCAAGGAGAAUGCUUUGGUAUGCUUGGUCCAAAUGGUGCAGGCAAAACCUCUUUCAUUAAUAUGAUGAUUGGGCUCAUAAAACCAAGUUCUGGCACGGCAUAUGUUCAGGGUCUAGAUAUAAAAAAGCAUAUGGAUGGAAUCUAUGCCAACAUGGGUGUAUGUCCUCAGCAUGACUUGCUGUGGGAAACGCUAACUGGAAGAGAACACUUACUUUUUUAUGGAAGGCUUAAAAACCUUAAAGGUGCUGCCUUAAUCCAAGCAGUGGAAGAAUCUCUGAAGGGUGUCAAUCUAUUUUAUGGUGGUGUUGCCGACAAACAAGCUGGGAAAUACAGUGGAGGAAUGAAAAGGAGGCUUAGUGUCGCUAUCUCAUUAAUUGGGGAUCCCAAAGUUGUCUAUAUGGAUGAGCCCAGCACUGGAUUGGAUCCAGCUUCAAGAAAUAGUUUAUGGAAUGUCGUGAAGCGUGCAAAGCAAAACAGAGCAAUUAUUCUCACCACACAUUCAAUGGAAGAGGCAGAGCAUCUAUGUGAUCGAUUAGGAAUUUUCGUGGAUGGAAGCUUGCAAUGUAUAGGAAAUCCAAAAGAGCUUAAGGGUAGAUAUGGAGGCUCAUAUGUAUUUACAAUGACAACGUCGGCAAAUCAUGAGGAGCAGGUGGAGAACUUGGUACGACGUCUCUCCCCAAAUGCUAACAGAAUAUACCAAAUAUCCGGGACGCAGAAGUUUGAGCUGCCAAAAAAUGAGGUCAGAAUUGCAGAGGUUUUCCAAGCUGUUGAGAAGGCAAAGAGCAAGUUUACUGUUCAAGCGUGGGGUUUGGCGGACACAACUUUGGAGGAUGUCUUUAUCAAGGUCGCACGUAGUGCACAGGCAUUCAACGUUCUCUCAUGAUUGUCACCAAUCCUAGGUUUUUUGUUGUUGUUCUAAUCCCUUAGUAAUAUUAUUUUGUAAGGAUCGACAUUUUUGAUAGUUUUGUACAAUCAUGGAUUCAUAGCUGUUUUAGAUGUUGUGCACUUGUAUUCUUUAUAUAAUAAAUAAAAUAUGUAUCUUGUAUUAUAAUAUGAAAUUUUCUUGUAU